AUGGAGAAACCGGUGAAGGAUGGGAUCGUCUAUGUGCAGCACUGCAAAUUUGGAAAGAGGUCCUGGAGGAAGAUGCGAGCCCAGCUCUUCGCAGCCAGUCCCUCCGGUGUGGCCCGUAUGGAGAAGUUUGAUGUGCGGGAUGACGGCACGGCACUAGAGAAGACCUCCCUACGGCGGUGUGCCCGACGGGUGAUCCGCCUCUCAGACUGCGUUUCUGUGGGCCCUGCAGGCACAGAGAGCUGCCCUAAAGCCACCGCCGCCUUCUACCUCACCACCACGGAGAAGAGCUACGUGCUGGCAGCUGAGCAGCGGGAUGAGUGGAUCACUCAGCUCUGCCAGCUGGCCUUCCAGGGUGCAAAGCAGACAGCGCAGAGCAGUGCCAGGACCCAGCCCAACCCUGCUGUCCCCAUGGAGGAGAACUCCCUCUACUCUUCCUGGCAGGACCUGACUGAAUUCCCAGUACUGGUGGUCCAGACGGACGCAGCCGCUCGCUGCGGCCUGCACGGGCACUAUGUGCUCUCGGCCCUUCCCCAGAGCCUAGCGCUGAAGGACCCGCAGUCACGCCAGCCCCUACUCACCUGGCCCUACUCCUUCCUCCGCAAGUUUGGCCAGGAUCAG
This is a messenger RNA of Balearica regulorum gibbericeps (East African grey crowned-crane), 618 nucleotides long. Lineage: Eukaryota; Metazoa; Chordata; Aves; Gruiformes; Gruidae. The record is from RefSeq and is a predicted model, not a curated record.